Messenger RNA from Hevea brasiliensis (rubber tree), 2988 nucleotides. RefSeq names its product SPX domain-containing membrane protein At4g22990. Gene Ontology annotation, molecular function: transmembrane transporter activity. Gene Ontology annotation, cellular component: plant-type vacuole membrane. The coding region runs from base 783 to 2885 and encodes 700 amino acids. Gene Ontology annotation, biological process: transmembrane phosphate ion transport from cytosol to vacuole. NCBI's taxonomy places the organism in Eukaryota, Viridiplantae, Streptophyta, Magnoliopsida, Malpighiales, Euphorbiaceae. The record is from RefSeq and is a predicted model, not a curated record. The transcript has 11 exons.
UUUUCUCCGCAACCAAACAGAGCUGGUAUAAAUUUUGAACGGUUAUUUAGUUGCUGAGAAACUUUAAGGAAAAAGAAAAUGAGUCUCCAAAGUUCGACUGUUUUUUCUUCCCCUUACGCCGCUGCUUAGAUAAGUUCAGUUUGCAUCGGGACGAAAGCAGUUUUUGAAUUUUGAUUUUCGAGUCUAUUUUCGUUCUCUGUUCCCGAAUUCCUCUACACAGCCAAAGCAAGCAGUAUUGCUUCUAAAUCGCAAGCGCCGUGCUAGUUGUUUUAUGUCCUUAGAUUUCAGGGACGGGGAAAGAAAAAAAAGGAGACAAACAGAGUUGAUAUGCUGAUGCCUGAAACUGCAUACUUGCAUAGUCGCGCGGACUUGGUCAAAUUGGGUGGCUUUUUAAUAAAGUGAUAAGCACGGCUGUGUAAGAGACAUUUAUAUCAAAAAGUCUAAGGCCUGGCCUAUACAUAGUCUGAUACACACCUGAAAGUGAAAAUUUGUUUGAAAAGUUUAGUGAAAGUAAAUGUAUGGAAAUUAUGCAAUUCUCUGACCUCUGUUUACGUGGGAAAUGUAUCUAUCUCUGGUCUCUGUCUUCGUGCUAAAUAUUCCCAAUGCAUAUGGGUGAUGCAGCAGUAGCAGUAGUGCUAGUGCAGUUUAGGAAGUUGCUGCGUGAGUAUGGUUGUUCUGAUGCGAGUUAAAUGUGAAAAGCGAUGGGUUAUAUCAUUUGGGACUGUGGGAUGAGGAACUGUAGUGUUGCCAUCUUUGUUAGUUCUUUCUUAUUGCAGUGAAAGAUGGUUGCCUUUGGGAAAAAGUUGAAGGAGCGACAAAUUCAAGAAUGGCAGGGAUAUUAUAUCAACUAUAAACUGAUGAAGAAGAAAGUGAGGCAAUAUGCUCAACAAAUCGAAGUUGGAACACAAGAUCGCAGGCAUGUUCUUAAGGAUUUCUCAAGGAUGCUAGAUAAUCAGAUUGAGAAGAUUGUCCUUUUUCUCUUGGAGCAACAAGGGCUACUUGCAAGUAGGAUUGCCAAGCUCAAUGAGCAGCAGGAGGCUCUUGAGCAACAGCCAGAUAUAUCUCAAAUAACCCAAUUACGAGAGGCCUAUAGAGCGAUAGGCCAAGAUUUAUUAAAGCUUCUCUAUUUUGUUGAGAUAAAUUCUAUCGGUCUGCGUAAGAUACUGAAGAAGUUUGAUAAACGCUUUGGGUAUAGAUUCACUGAUUACUAUGUUAAAACCCGUGCUAAUCAUCCUUAUUCUCUUCUGCAGCAAGUUUUAAAGCAUGUGGGUUUAGGAGCUGUUAUUGGAGCCAUAUCUCGCAAUCUUCAUGAACUUCAGGAACAUCAGGGAAGCUACUUAUCCAUCUAUGAUGAGCCUGCUCUUCCCUUCCAGGAUCCUGUUGUUGAUUCAUUGAAAGCAGCCGUAGACAGGGUCACUCACUCAACAAACUUCCUUAACUUUUUGGCACAACAUGCUCUCAUCAUGCAAGAAGAGCUACCUGCUACUACUGAGGAACGUGCUGAUGAUCAAAGAUACCAUUUUAUGUCACUUGUCUUGAACUUAUUGAACACAUUUCUUUAUAUGGUCAACACAUAUAUAAUUGUCCCCACAGCUGAUGACUACUCGGCAAUGCUUGGAGCUCCAGCAACAGUUUGUGGUGUUGUGAUUGGGGCAAUGGCUGUUGCGCAGGUGUUUUCUUCAGUGUAUUUCAGUGCUUGGUCAAAUAAAUCGUACUUUAGACCUCUAGUAUUCAGCAGUAUUGUUCUUCUUGUGGGAAAUUCCAUGUAUGCAAUGGCACUUGAUUAUAAGUCAAUAACACUUCUUUUAGUCGGCCGUUUAUUCUGUGGAUUUGGUUCUGCUAGAGCUGUUAACCGGCGAUACAUCAGUGAUUGUGUGCCACUUAGAAUUCGCAUGCAGGCAUCAGCUGGUUUUGUUAGUGCCAGUGCUCUCGGAAUGGCUUGUGGUCCCGCUCUUGCUGGCUUGCUUCAAACUAAUUUUAAAAUUUACAAGUUUACAUUCAACCAAGUCACUUUGCCUGGCUGGGUUAUGACUCUGGGUUGGCUUAUAUAUCUCAUAUUGUUGUGGAUAACAUUUAGAGAACCUUCUCAUGAGACUGAAGAGAACAAUGUAAUGCAGGAAUCUAAUGCCGUGACAGGACCUUGGGAAAAUGAUGCGCUUGAGAAGGGUCUUAAACAACCAUUACUGUUGAGUUCAGAAGGCAAGCAAGAAGAUGAAAAUGCUGAUGGAGAAUGUGAUGGCAGUGAAGAAGCUCCUGAAGAAUCUCGACAGCCUGCCAAUUCAAUUACUUCAGCAUACAGGCUACUUACGCCCUCUGUAAAGGUUCAGUUGUUGAUAUAUUUCAUGCUAAAAUAUGCCAUGGAGAUUUUACUCUCAGAAUCGAGUGUAAUUACCUCAUACUACUUUGGUUGGUCAACAAGCACAGUGGCAAUUUUUCUUGCAUGUCUAGGCCUAACAGUUCUUCCAGUAAAUAUUGUUGUUGGAAGCUACAUUAGUAACAUGUUUGAGGACAGGCAAAUUUUAUUGGCAUCGGAAGUUAUGGUUUGCAUAGGAGUAAUCCUUAGCUUCAAAUUCGUAAAUGCAUACACUGUUCCACAAUAUGUCUGCUCAGGAUUAAUCACGUUCGUCUCUGCUGAAGUACUUGAAGGGGUGAACUUGUCACUGCUAUCUCAAGUCAUGUCAUCCAGGCUUUCCCGUGGAACCUACAAUGGUGGGCUACUCUCAACUGAAGCUGGGACGAUAGCUCGUGUAAUUGCUGAUGGCACAAUAACCCUGGCUGGAUUCCUAGGCGAGAGUAGGCUCUUGAAUGCCACCCUUCUUCCUUCGCUCUUUAUUUCUGUGGCCUCCAUAAUUGCCACUUGUUUUACCUAUAACUCACUCUAUUGAUUCUUAUGUUGUAUGAACAAGUCAUUUGAUAUGUGAAGUCUAGCUUCUCAAUUUUGUUCCUCUUUUUUCAAUAAGAAUAAUAAUAAUAAUGAUUUUUUGUUAA